AUGGCUCAAAGUGUGUUUGUGAAGCUAAAAUUAGCGAUGGCUCAAAGUUCAAGUUACUCUACCAUUGACAACAAAAAGGAAAAAGUUGUGGUUUGCAACUGUAACAUUGAAGCAAAGGGGAUUCAAGCUUGGACUGUUGACGACCCUGGAAGGAGGUUUUAUACCUGCGAAGGGCGUAGAGUUUCUAACGGAUACCAAACCUGCAACUUCUUUCGAUGGUAUGAAGUUGAGAACCCACACGGGUGGCAAUAUACUGCAUUGUUGGGUGCUAGAAAUGUUAUACGCCAACAGAAAGAAGAUAUUAGUAACCUGCGAAACCAAGUAAGAGAACUUAGCCUUGAGAAUGUAAGAAUUGGCGGAGCAGUUAGGCUUGAGAAUGAAAGCAGUGGCCAACUCCACCUGAUUCAGACCUCAACUGUGAAGCAUGUGAAGCGCUUAGAGGAGAAAUAUUGGUUCUAA
This is a messenger RNA of Brassica oleracea var. oleracea, 459 nucleotides long. RefSeq lists its product as uncharacterized. Gene Ontology annotation, molecular function: zinc ion binding. The transcript has 2 exons. Lineage: Eukaryota; Viridiplantae; Streptophyta; Magnoliopsida; Brassicales; Brassicaceae. The coding region runs from base 1 to 459 and encodes 152 amino acids. The record is from RefSeq and is a predicted model, not a curated record.